Molecule: messenger RNA, 6489 nt
Organism: Amoebophrya sp. A120
Lineage: Eukaryota; Dinophyceae; Syndiniales; Amoebophryaceae
Source: the annotation of a GenBank genome assembly
GCGGGAAUCAAUGACGACGAUCACGUCGUGCAAGACGUGGCCGAAGAUCAAUCCUCCGCUGCUUCCCCGAGCAGAAGCCGUCCCCGAAGACCAACGCUGCAGUUCUGGCCGGGGUCAAAGGGAAAAACGGUUUACGCGGCGGCAAAGUACCCGAGCAUGAGCAAUAUGAUGCGAUACGGUGGGGGAACCACUGGUACUUCGAUGGGGUUGGUCGUGCAGCCCGGAUCAUCUACUGUUGUUCCGGGUGGUCACCCUGCGGGUAACAUGUACUAUGUCUCGCCAGCCGCGCUAGCGCAGCACGCAACGCAGGCAGCGAUGAUCCACCUCCCGGUCCAAAAUCUUCCUACGGUACAAGAAAUCGCGGGUGCAGGUGUUGGUCCCUACAACACUACAACUCCGCCGCAAAUCCCGCUCAUUCCGAUCACCGCUCAUUCCGCUCCACCCCUCAUUCUUACGAGAGAUAUCGUAGAUUCAAAAAUGAUGUCCCGCGCAGAACACCUGCAACUGCUUGAAAAGAAUGCGGAGAACAGCUGCGACAAGGGAAAACAGCUGGAGUCGUUGCGAAGAGAAACGCUCAGCCAGCUGGUCAAGCUGUUGAUCGUCUGUAAACAAGACUUGGCCGAGGGGUUUGACGAGAUUCUGCAGCUCGAUAAGUCGACUUCUACAAGUUGUACCACUCAGUGCGACGGCGAGCAGGUAGCUGAGGAUGAAAAAGACGAACGCGGCGCCACAGUAGAGUCGGAUGAUGUAGUUGAACAACAAUCACAAAAUCUUUCCCGCCUCUCUCUCGACGGGGUAGCCGGAUCGGCGCCAGGAGCGUCUUCUUCUUUUCUGUCGAGUGCAGCUGGGCCUAGUUCUGAGGUCGGAGGAUCUUCAACAAUUUCCAAGGAAACACCAUCGAGAAGACCGUGCGUCGAGGUCGUGAAAAAGAUCAAGAAGAGUGAGAAUCCGAAUUUAAUAUCAGCAGCGGAUUUCGACCGGGUUUUGGCGACUCGGUGCAAGUCGAAGAUGGAUUGGGCCUAUGCGAGAACGUACGUCUUGCAGGUGCCGACCGUUGCGGUGGGGGAAAUUGUGGAGAAGCCGACGAGUUAUGAUAGCAGGAUGGCCGUGGGCGGAGGUACGAGCGUGAAAAUAGCUCAUGUAGUUGGCCAGCAGAACGAGACCAGUGCCGCAGAAGGCGGAACUGUAAGAACUGUUUUAUCUUCAUCGAUAGAUCUAGAUAAAAACGCCGACCAGUUGACUGCAAGUGCUGCAAGCGCCGCCGCCGGUAGCAGCAUGAUUAGCAACUCUAAUUCGGCGCACGAAACGAUGCUCGGCUUGGGUACUAGUAGCUCUUUGGCCCGACCUCCGGCGUUACAGGUUGGUGCUGCAGUGGAUAACGCUACUACGACCAUCAUGACCAAUGCCCCGGCCUUCACUCGGGGCCCCGCGGUUGUACCAAGCAGUAUCAGUAAACAAAAACAGGAGAAAGCAAGCAUGACAGGACAUCAGCCUCCUAGUACCGCUGCUUCAUCCUUCCAAUGCUCUUCCUCCCUUGCCUCCACGUCGGCCACGGCCAGCCGCAGUCUGUCUGCGCUGGUACCACCACUCGCAAUCUCCAUGUCCUCAUCUAGUCCUCUACAUCCGGCACUUGGCGCAGCAGCUGCACCCGUAGAUGAAGUUGCAACCUCUAUUGCCUCAAGCCGGAGUACUUCCACCGUGAUUCCUUCAGCCCGGUCGGCUCGAGAGGCGGUGGCGGGCGGGAUGAAUAAAGGGGGAGGUGGCUUAAGUAGCUUGUCGCCGCGACAAGUAUCCGACGAGAUCGGCGGUGGAACUGCAACCGGGACAACGACAGCGGCCGCCGGAAGCAGUAGAGUCACAACUUCAAAUUCCCUCGGCCCACUUGAGACGAGCACAAGUUCUCACGCUAAAAAUCCUACUUCGCCCCGGGGUGGAUCCAGUGGGGGCGCAGCAGUCUCAACAAACGCUGCGAAACCAGCAGCUUCUCGUCACCUCCUCUUGCACUCGUCUCCGCAAGUCAGCCCGGCGGUCAGCUUCCGAGACUCGAGGACGGGUGCUCCGAGAAGUCCGAGCCCCGGAAUUACGACGAAUUCGGGCAGAAAUGAUCUGGGACGCGGGGGAAGUUCCCCCUCUGCUCCAGAGCCAGAGGAAGUACUACCCUCUUCUGUUCCUGCUGCCCCUCGCUCGCAAGACUCUCCUGCUGCUCAGCGACAAAAUGAAGAGGUGCAGCACGAAGUGGCAGGACGAGAACACAACUCGAGCAAUUUUGAUGCAGUACAAGAAGCUGAGGUUUCAGAGCUCGAAAAAGACCACGACGCAGGUAGUAAAAUCGACGCUGCCAAGUUCCUGCAACGCUUGAAGAUCGAUCUGGUUUCGAGCAAAAUGAAGCAACGUUUGGCGGCUUCUGUGGCGAGGAAUUUGUUUGGCGUACUGCAGACUGUUUUUUUGAAAAUAACGGUAACGGAAGCGCAAACGGAUGCAGUUGUAAAUUCCACAUCUUCAACAACAUCCGCGUGUGGAGAUUAUAUCUCCGGUGAAAAAAUGAGGAUGAACCAUCUAUGGAAGGCGUUUUUGCAAAAUGAGGCGAAGUUUCUACAGGGUAUGGAGCAGGUGCUGUUGUGUGAAAGAGUAGAUUCAGCUUCUUGUGAGAUCACCGACCUCCUUACCGACCGGCAGCGGCAGGCAAUGGCUCGAGAGUUGCGGCGGCACAGACGAGUCUGGGCGAGAUGUAGUGGGAAAGGAAAACGCUGCGCCACCAGAAUCGUUGUUGAGAAACAGGCGGGGGGGAAAAGCGGCUACAAUCUUCUGACGGAUGCUGGCGUCGUGUGGUGGAAGAAGGACACAGAUACUCAACAAACUCCUAUCAGCCUGUCAACCGACAGCACCAGCCGCAUGGCGGAGCCCUUAAACAGCGCCCUCUUCCGCGAAGUUGUAGUUCCCUAUAAUACGUCUAGCACGUCUUUGUCUGCGGGAGUAGUCGUGGUUGUUCCAUCCGAAGUAGACGCCGCGCCAGGCCCUCCUCUCGUCUUUGCAGCAAAUAAAAGUGCUGGGGCAAGAACAGCUUCCUCCACGAGCGCGAGCACCGGAGCAAAAGGCUCGAAUUAUGUUGCCGAACAUUUGCACCUGAUGCCUCCGCAGCCGAAAGAACAACAGGGAAAUGAACUAGAUAACACCAUAGGCGGCUCAACUACCCCCGAUGAGCAAGAAUUAUAUGACGAGGACAUGGACGAGGGCCGGAUUACCUUACCCCCACCCUCGAGCCUUCUGAAACCAUCUCCGAGCUUUUUGUCCUCCUUGGACUUCGCCACUUCGGGCACGACGAAAACAGAUGUGUUGCGAGGUGGACCUGGGAGCGGCAGCACAUCACCAGGUCGUCCGCAAGGAGGGGCAGCAAAGACGGCAAGUCCUCCCUCUUCUCCUUCGUCGUCCACCGGAAGUCGCAGUAGUAGGAGCUCGUCCAGUUCUGAUCAUGCACCAUAUACACAACUGGCGGGACCGGGAGCUGCACCAGCCCCCGCGUCUUCCUAUUUGGACGCUUUUAGUUUUCUGCUCAAUAGGGCGGGACGCAGUACUAGCACAUCAAAAGUGACCACGGCACCGCCUUUUAUCUUCACACGAGAAAAAACAACGUCCGACAGGGGCACAUACAACACGACCACUGCGGGCGCCGGUACAAGUUGGCCGCAUCAAUCUACUUCGGAGGACGAGUUCUUGGUCGCUGAUAGAGCAGCCGUGAGAAGCAGCAGCACCACUCAGACACGAGCCACCACGUCCGCACCCAGGAUCUAUCCACUGCAAAACCAAAAGUAUCGUAUCGUACUCGUACUACGUGACAAGUCCACCGCUCUACCUGAUAUAGCAUGACAAACUCCAUUUUUGUUCUUGAAAAAAUAUGUGAUGCAAAUCAUGAUACUCCUAGUGCGAUACAAUACUUUUUCAAUGCAUAGGCUUCUGGUGCCGACGAGGACAACGACUCCAGCGCCAACAUCUACUUCCCAGCAUGCUGCUGGCGCAGCGGGGACUGCUGCUGCAUCUACGCGUUUGCUCCACACCCUCCCAGUCCCGGUGCAAAACGCGUGGCCACAUCACCCCCAACUUCCCGCCAUCCGCUCCGCACGACAAGAAGCUGGCUCAUCUGGCACGAAGAUGACGUCGUACACAAAUACCGCUGACGCCAAGUACAUGUCCCCAACCCAACAGCUUCACGAAGCCGAGAAAAGCGGGUUGCUGGAACGCAGCAAAUCGCCUGUGAAAGGAGUGAAUCUGGAGCGAAUGAGUAGGGGAGGUUGUACUAGGGAUCAUGAUGGAAGUGGUCAACUACGACAUGAUGAUCCUAGUGGUUGUUGUACUGCCGGAACUACAGGAGCGCCGCCAGGUGGAAGAGUUUCUCCUUCUUCUCUCGGUAGUAGACCGCGAACAGGCGGAGCAGGCGGGGAAGGAGGUGGUACUUCUCCCACUUCAGCCGCCGGACGUAGUUUGGUGCAGCAGCAGCUGCCAAAGGUUGUACCUUCGCCUGCUCCUGGCAUGACAUCAACCUCUACUAGUUGUACCCCGGCGCGCGGUGCUCUUGCUGGACCACGAGCAGGGACGCCCAUUACGACGAGACAAAAUCCAGUCAGGAGUGCAGGAGCACCAGGAGGGUUUAUUUCCCAUGCCCCUGCAAUGGUUCCAGUCCUUCCCGGUGGGGGCUGCACAUCAAAUAGCUACAGAGCAGGAGAAUCAACAGCGGCAGCUGCACCAGCGCCGGUGGACCACCAUGCUCGUUCUUCCCAGUCGUCUUUUCGAGAAUCCACCUUCGCCCCGCCCUUCAACUUUCUCGCUGCGCGCAGCAGAGAAAACGAUGAAAAAACCGACCGCCUUUUCCAGCAGUUGCCACACCCGACGGAGAUCCAGGCCGCUGACGGAUCCUGGACUCUUGACACGGCGCCUUUCGACGCCAUUUUGGAGGAUCUCGCGGCCGUGGUGUGGGAGGACACUCUCAUUUUCCUCUUACGGUAUCGCAUCCCGCUGCUCCAUGCCCUGCUGGCGCAUGAAGAUCGGUAUGAUAGUAUUAACAACGCUGGUCGUCGUGGGGGCAGAAGUUCUUCUUCGUCAGCGUCAGGUGUCGGGGGUACUAGUACAAGCAGAGGAGUAAGGAACGCGCUCGCGGCUUCAUCUUCUUCGUCUACAACUUCUCCUUCUCAGACCUGUAGCCGAGGUGGACCUCCUCCUCCGCAACUACAGCAGUCUUCUUCACCACGACCAGGACGUCCAGGAGCUGCUCCCGAGAUGGUCAACAACAUCUCGCUCAGAGACGAACUGAUCGACGCGCUUUCCAAAAUCCAGCAAGUCGCGGUUACCCUCCGGGAAAGUGAGGAACGGAUGAUAUUAGCUGCCGGUCGUGCUCGUGCUCGUGCAUCUUCAACAAGCGAGAGGGCAGUGCGGGCAGGUGAAGUACAGGAAAGUACUAUACCGCACGACGAGGACCUCCACGCAGCGCCGAGUGGUGGAACAGACGCUGGGUGGGAUCGCGACAAGGAAGCGACGCCCCGCCAAGAGAAGAUCUUCACAGGUGAUGUUGACGGAGACACGGGAAAUGCGAAAUCUCCCAAGAAGAGUAGUACUCGAAAUUUGCAAGAAAUUCUCACGUUGGAGCUAGAAGCAACACGACAAGUGUAUCAGGAGCUGCCCCCGCAGUUGCCUUUGCUAACUCAAACCCAGAUUGAGUACUUGGUAGAUGCGCUGCUGGCUAGUGUCGACGGAGAAAAUGACGCGGCGCGGAGGAAAUCCCUCAUGGCAACGUUGGGAGACUAUCACACAGAUGAAAAAACCAGGCAGGUCAUUUGUAAUGCAAAAAUGCAUAAACAAAAAACUCUGUAUUGCGUGUCCUCAGCAGCUUGCUGUGGGGCCGCCCAAGACAGAUUUUUCUGUGUAUUUAUGUUUGCAUUACAAAUAUGAACUGCCUGCUUCUUUCUGUGUGAUAGAGAUCCGAAUCAGGAGUUUGUGAAAAUCUUCUUGGGGUCGUCGUGAUGAAUCCCUUUAUUUCUAGAGUGUACGCAUGCACCAACCUGAACCUUCAUCAGCGAUAUUCUGAGAAUAAAGUACUAGAUUAAUUUUGAUUAUGCAAGUUGUCCACGGUGCUUCUAAGGCAGUAAGCGAUCCUAAACCGUAAUGAGCCUUGUUCCACAUCGGUAAUCCAGGAGACCGCGGAGGCCUCGGUUAGAUGAUUUUCCAAGUAGCCUUUCUCGCAUCUAGUAAUUUUGGAUAAAAUCGAUCACGUGAGGUAUGUUUUUCUCUGGUCUUCGGCAUCGAUUUUGCAUUUCACGGUUAACAUCUAAGGUAGUGUGCAAAUCAUUGUCAUUGAAAAUUUGAUAUAGAAAUGCCUUCUUUGACGUUUUGCUAUGUGGGGGUUCCAUUGCUAGCAAAGUCCCGGACUGACAAAUGAAACACAAAAUGCACAAAAAAAAAAACUACAACUGCUGCAGCAGCUCCUUCUGUAUUGGAAUACGA